Messenger RNA from Papilio xuthus (Asian swallowtail), 830 nucleotides. RefSeq names its product clavesin-2-like. The coding region runs from base 1 to 792 and encodes 263 amino acids. The record is from RefSeq and is a predicted model, not a curated record. The transcript is spliced from 5 exons. Lineage: Eukaryota; Metazoa; Arthropoda; Insecta; Lepidoptera; Papilionidae. Gene Ontology annotation, cellular component: membrane. Gene Ontology annotation, molecular function: phosphatidylinositol bisphosphate binding.
AUGGAUUUGGUUUCAGAUUUAGACCUUAUCCUGGCAUAUCACUGCUGCGACAGAAGUUCUGGAGUGACCAAGCAAGUCCUGGACCUUCACUUCACGCUGCGUACUCUCUUCACUACGUACUUCAAAGAUCGGAAAGUGGAAGAUGUGGAUCAGAUUAUGAAAAGCAUACUAAUGACACUUCUUGACACACGUUCACGAGACGGAUCAGCGAUCUGGUUCACUCACUUCAUGGAUCCAGAUCCGAAAGUAUUUAACUUCGGACAAGCUAUUAAGACUGUCCUCAUGUUGCUAGACCUGUGGCAGUACGAGCAGGGUACGUGGCCUGGCUUUGUCAUUGUAAUUGACUUCGAACACAUGAGUCUGGGACAUCUAGCCAAACUGGAUCUACAGAAUAUUCAACAAUUCUUGUACUAUCUACAGGAAGCUAUUUUAGUCAAACUGAAAGGGUUACACUUCAUCAACGCACCGUCCUUUAUAGACAAGAUACUGUUAAUGAUGAGGCCAUUUAUGAAAAAAGAGCUUAUGGAUAUCCUCUGCGUGCACCAAGUCGGUUCCAAGACGUUAGACAAAUACGUACCAAUGGAAGCGUUGCCAUCUGAUGCUGGAGGCAGUUCCAAGAAUGUGAAAGAGUAUCACGAAGCGGCAAUUGCAAAAAUGAACGCCAAUAAAGAAUACUUCAUACAGGAGAAUAAGAAACGAGCGGUAGAGGCACUUCGACCUGGCAAGCCUAAAACUAUAUCGGACAUCUUCGGUGGCGUAGAAGGAUCAUUUAAAAAACUUGACAUUGAUUGAAGCUAAUUUACAGUUAUAUGGGUGUCAUGGUAAACAUU